Molecule: messenger RNA, 974 nt
Organism: Phyllotreta striolata
Lineage: Eukaryota; Metazoa; Arthropoda; Insecta; Coleoptera; Chrysomelidae
Source: the annotation of a GenBank genome assembly
AUAAACAUUAUCAAAAGUGUGUAUAAAGUUCAAAAAAAGCAUGUAAAAUAUCUAAAAUAAUCUACUGAGUAGGUAGAUGCAAUUUAAAGUAAUAAAAUGCAAUUUUAUAAAGCGAAAGUGGCAGAUAUCCUGCGAUCAAAUCAACGAGAUGAGUUAUUUAUUAUGAAUUUAGAACAACAAAUUCAUUCGUUUCUGAAUUUAUUAAAUUCAAGAAAUCAUCCUGCACUAAAUACAUCAGUACCGAUGAUUGCCAGUAUUUGGUAUUAUUUCAUGACCUCGUUAGCUAGAAUACAAACUUUAGGAGAGGAAUAUACUGGUACUAUAAGGGUAACUCGUGAGAAACGGAUACCUACUAAAAAGUUAGGGAUAAUAUGGUUGGCAUUCCACGUAGGAGGUGAACCGAUGUUGGAUCGUUUUUUAAAUUACUCAAGAAAAGCAGUUUCCUCAUCCCAAUUACAAAACAACGCUAAAUCCUUUCUAUUAAAAUGCAUCGAGAUAUUAAAAGAGGAAAAAACAACAGUAAAGAGAAUCCACAAUGCAUUGUUCUACAUUAACGGAAAAUACUACAAUAUUUCAAACAGAAUUACUGGAAUACAAUACGUACUACUACGAGAAUGGCUACAAGAUGACACCUUCACAGGCAGCUUCAAAUUACUCGGAAAUCUAUCGUUAUUUUACGUUUUGUUAAACAUCGUUUUCAAACUCAUCUCCCCGAACAACAAAUACGAGGUCGUAGACGAUACGAAAUUGAACGUUUCCUCAAAGGGCUGCGUGCUUUGCAGCGACAACAUCAAAUCCCCUUGUUGUACACCAUGCGGGCACGUUUUCUGUUGGAACUGCAUUUUUGAGAGUUUGCGAUACCAAAAGAGCUGUCCCAUUUGCAGGGAAGAAAUCAACAGAAGUCGAAUCAUAUUUUUACAGAAUUUUGUAUAAUGCUAUAUUUUUAAAGAUAUAUAUUUUGUUUUCAGUUUUAC